UAUCCCAACCCACAACACUUUUCGUUAACAACUACUCCCUUGCCGUUCUCACGCGAAGCAGCUUUCUGCCUUCCCACGCCUUCGCCCCCUCGCUCUCAGUUCGACCAUCGACCUCUGUCUCCUGGCCGAUCUCGUCGUCGCCGAUGGGGCUUUCAUGGAGAAAGAUCUCCCGCAACUAUUCCCCCUCCCCUCUCUCCUUCAAAGAUAUCAACUCUCUCCUCCUCGAAGACGACCCUCCCGUCUUGCAACGCUCCAUCUCCGCCGCCACGGCCCUCCGAUUCUUCCGCCCCUUCACACCGGUGCCCCGGCCCGAUCGCAUAGAGGACCAGAAACGGAUAUUGCUAUACUACACAAGCCUCCGCGUGGUCCGCCGAACCUUCGAGGACUGCUGCGCCGUGCGCAAUAUACUCCGCUGCCUCCGCGUCGCCAUCGAUGAACGUGACCUCUCCUUAGACUCGCGAUUCCUCUCUGAGCUGAAGGAAAUCUUGAGCGAAAAGCAGCGGCAGCAGCAGAUCAUACUCCCGCAGUUGUUCAUCGGCAGCCGCUACAUCGGCGGCGCCGACGAGAUCUGGCGCUUGCACGAGACCGGUGAGCUGAAGAAGCUCGUAACGGGGUUCCGGAUCUGUCAUGCCUGUAACAAGAACGGCCUCGCCCGCUGCCCUGAUUGCUCGCUCGGUUAGGCAACGCGUGGUGAUCAAAUUAGCUUUAUUGGAUCCUUCUUCCCGACCUCCUAAUUGUUUUCUAACUGGGCGUUUCUAUCAAAAAUUUCGAAUUGGAUCAACAGCGUUCUUUCCUCUGCAAUCCCUCUUUGGAUUUUCUUUCUCCUAUUGCUGCCUGUUCGCGAAUGCAGGUGCUCGAUGUGAGUUCAGAGAGUGUAGAUGAAGAAAACAGUACAAUUUUGUAUAAAAAAAAUUAAUGUGGUAUUUGGCUUAGCUAAUGUUUUAAUUCAAAGUUAUUUCAUCAGCA
Messenger RNA from Dendrobium catenatum, 966 nucleotides. RefSeq lists its product as uncharacterized. The transcript has a single exon. Lineage: Eukaryota; Viridiplantae; Streptophyta; Magnoliopsida; Asparagales; Orchidaceae. Bases 144 to 680 code for a protein of 178 amino acids. The record is from RefSeq and is a predicted model, not a curated record.